This is a messenger RNA of Dryobates pubescens (Downy woodpecker), 1893 nucleotides long. It is a transcript of the gene LDLRAD4, whose product is annotated as low density lipoprotein receptor class A domain containing 4. Gene Ontology annotation, biological process: negative regulation of transforming growth factor beta receptor signaling pathway. Gene Ontology annotation, cellular component: Golgi membrane; early endosome membrane. Lineage: Eukaryota; Metazoa; Chordata; Aves; Piciformes; Picidae. The coding region runs from base 717 to 1649 and encodes 310 amino acids. The record is from RefSeq and is a predicted model, not a curated record. Gene Ontology annotation, molecular function: R-SMAD binding. The transcript is spliced from 7 exons.
GGAGAGGGAGAAGGAGGAGGAGAGGCUGGGGAUGAGUUGGAGGCAAGCACAGCCUCAGCGCAAGGGGGAGAGGCUGCCGGAGACAGGCAGGGGUAGGCGGCGAGGCGCCCCGUCCGUUCCGGAGGAGGCCAGCCCGGCGCUGGGGCGAGCGGCGGGGGCCGGGGGGAGACCACACUCAAUAUUCACCACCAGAAGGAAAAGGAAGAAUCUCCUGACUCUCUGGACGUCAAUGAUCUCAUUAUGUUGUGUUGGAUGUUGAAACUAGACAAGAUUUCUUUCUGAAACUUCCAGAAAGUGAGUGUGCCUGAGGGGAGAGAGGAACACAGGAGAGGACAGACAAGUGAACAUCACCACUGUCCGAGACCUGGAAAAAAUGGUGCUGGAUGAACAGAGGAUUAGAACGGAAUUGUAAAAGGGAAAGGAAGUCUUGGCAAGCAGUUUGCUUCAUUUCCGCAUUCAUCAUGGCCCAAAUCCUCUGGCUGGCUGGUUGAUGGAACUGUCCAAUGUUUCCUGCUUAGCUUCAGUGCAGAUUCCCUCUGCCACCAAUCACAAGAUCUGGGAUCAGGUGGAAACUGGAUGGUGCCAAAUACGGGAAUGGAAAGAAAAAUGGACUCUGGUGAGCUAAGAUGGAAGUGACUUGACAGCUCCAAGCUCAGCUGUUGUCUCCAGUAAGGACAGGUUAAGACGGGAAUCUCAAGCUUCACUGGGAGAGCAGUAUGCAGGAAGCUGGUUUUCAGGCCACAAAUGCUUUCACAGAGUGCAAAUUCACCUGCGCCAGUGGUAAAUGCUUGUAUCUUGGUUCAUUGAUUUGUAACCAACAGAAUGACUGUGGGGAUAACAGUGAUGAAGAGAACUGUCUGCUUGUAACAGAGCAUCCACCUCCAGGCAUCUUUAGCUCUGAACUGGAGUUUGUUCAAAUCAUCAUUAUCAUUGUGGUUAUAACUGUUAUGGUGGUAGUGAUCAUCUGCUUGCUGAACCAUUACAAACUCUCGACACGCUCCUUUAUCAACCGACAGAGCCAAAGCAGAAGACAGGAGGAAACUUUGCAGACAGAAGGGUGCUUGUGGCCUUCAGAAAGCUCAGUUUCGCGCCAGGUUGCUUCAGAGAUCAUGUAUGCUCCAAGGUCCAGGGACAGGUUUACCGCCCCAUCUUUCAUGCAGCGGGACCGUUUCAGUCGCUUCCAGCCCACAUACCCUUACAUGCAGCAUGAGAUUGACCUUCCUCCAACCAUCUCCCUCUCCGACGGGGAAGAGCCGCCGCCAUACCAAGGGCCCUGCACCCUGCAGCUCCGGGACCCAGAACAGCAGAUGGAGCUCAACCGGGAAUCUGUCAGGGCACCACCCAACAGAACCAUUUUUGAUAGCGACUUGAUAGACAUCUCAAUGUACAAUGGGGGCCCCUGCCCACCCAGCAGCAAUUCGGGCAUAAGUGCAACCAACUAUAGCAGUAACGGAAGGAUGGAAGGGCCACCCCCGACGUACAGCGAGGUCAUGGGGCAUUACCCCGGCUCCUCUUUUUUCCAUCACCAGCACAGCACCGUGCCUCCUUCCUCACAGAGGGGGAGCAGACUUCAGUUUCAGCAGAACCAUUCAGAGAGCACAAUAGUCCCCAGCAAAGGCCAGGAGCGGAAGCCAGGAAACCUGGUCUAAGGGAGCCGCCCGGGUGCAUCUGAACUGCAGGGGAGAGGUGGCAGCAGGGCGGCGGAGGACGACCCCCGAGCUGCGGCACACGGCAGUGUUACCUGGUACCGCCCAGUACAACCAAACCUGCACACCAGGCCUUGGUUUCUGAUUCCUUUCAGGGGAAUUGCAUGCAAAGCAGAUGGGAAGAAAUACAAACUUCCAUUCAGUUUGUCUACGAGCAGUGUUUCAGGGGAGGGGGGGAGGGGGAUAU